CACCUCCCUUCUCUCCUCGGAUGGGGCGGACAGAGUUACAGUCGGGACACCCCUCUCAACUUUUCGGAAACACUUCACAAAGUGUCCGACGUCCUGCCAUGCUGGGACUGUAACGCAUUUCGGAUCGCUGGUCUUAUUUCCUUGCGCUCCAGAGUCAUGGCUCCGUUUGGAAAAAACUUCCUGAAAGCUCGGCUGAAAAACAGGACAAAAGAUGCAGAGCCUGUGGUUGGAAAAGAGAUUCAGGUUACUGUCUGCAAUGAAGAGAAAGUCGUCUGUGGAGUAACGAAGCACACAACAUGUACAGAUUUGAUUCAGGCAUUACUGGAAGAUCAUAAAUCAGUCCCAGAGAAGAAGCAGGUCCUGCACGGGGAAGCCAAGGACUUCUGUCUUGUUGAGCGGUGGAAGGGUUUUGAGAGGGCCUUGCCUCCUCUCACCAGAAUUCUCAGACUCUGGUAUGCUUGGGGUGACCAGAGACCCUUCAUCCAGUUUAUUCUAGUCAAAACCAGUGAUUUUGUGCCUCAGCCUGCCAAAAAGGCAGGGAGGGCCAAGGGGGCCAAGCCAAAGCGAUGGGAGAACAGUCGUGCCCAAUACAAUCAGUCUCUGCCGGUUGAGAGGCAAAAGCGCAUGGUGAAGAAAGCUUUCCGAAAGCUGGAAAAGCUGCACAAGGAAAGCAAGAGCUGCCCAGGUGCUGACGAGAUAGACCGGAUGGUGCAGCUUAUUCUGAACCAGGAUCACACCAUCCGAGAGCAAAUCCAACGCAUGAGGGAGGUGGAUUUGGAGAUUGAGCGGUUUGAUCUGAAAGAGCAGGAGGAACCUGAAUCUGAGAGUCCACUGGCUCAGGCUUGUGGUCAGAGUUUGGAGGAGCACAUCGAUGAGCAGCUGCAGGAGUACCUUUACACCAGCGAUGGAGUCAAACAGCUUGAGAUGCAGGUUCAGAGACACCAGGAGCUCAUCCUCCAGCUGUCCCGGGACAUUGACACUGAGUUGAGGAGGGCCGACUUCUCUCUGAGCCAAUAUGAGAUCAGUGAACAGGAAGGAGCUGCUGCUGCUUCCUGGAUGCCCGUGGAGACAGACGAAUCGUUUGACACAGCUGAACUCGAGAGGCUACAGGAUGAACUGAAGCACAGCCUCUUCACCGGUGUGUCCCUUCACAACCAAGCUGCAGAAAUAGACAAGCAGCUGAAGCACUGUGACGCUGCACUGGUCUCCAAGGAUCAGGAGUACUGGCAGCUGGCUGCCCACCUGAGCACACUGCGAAUUGGGGACGGAGGAGAAGAGGAGCAGGCCAGCCCAGUCCCUUUGAAAAGUGAGACUCAGUGCAGUGUCUCACAGACAGUGAAACUCAAACACAACCUGUCCCCUCUAGACGUUACAGACACAGACUCCGACACUGGGAUUAGCUCCACACACAGUCAGGACUCACUGUCACCGUGUCUCGACUUCCCUCCCCCACUAGACACAGACGUUUGAACAACCCGGCUCACCCUGCAAUUUAAUGUUCUAUAUGCACUAGUCCCAGUUUGUGUCUGUCAUGUGUGUUAUUUGAGUCACAAAGCAUCAGUUUUUUUUUCUGAAGGAUCAAUCCAUGGCAAUCUGCUCAGCAUUAUUUGGUUUCAUCUUCUCAAAAUUAAGGUUCUGCAAUUGUCAUAUGACAGUAUGAACAUCGUUGUGUGUUAGACUGUUGGUCAGCAAAAAAAAAAAAAACAAGGAGGAUGUGAGGAUGUUACACUGUACUCAUACUGUAAUGUUUUUUUCCUAUAAAACUUUAGAAUGUCCAACACAUUGAUCAAUAAUGACUGUAAUUGCAGCUUUUAAAGGUUUUUUUCUCAACAACAAAAAGAAAUGGAAGCUUGAUAUCUGUCUCAAACUGUGUUAACUAAAAUUAUAACCUGAUGUUUUUUGCUCACUGAACAAGAUUAUUUUAAUCCACAUGGACAGGAAUCUUUGAGGGUUCUAAAAAUACCUUAAAAAGUAGCUGCAAGUGUUUUUAAAUAACAUUUUGCAUUUCUAAAGACAAACAGAUGCUUAGGUCUGUGACAUAAGGAUUAUAUAUGCUUGGCACAAAACUGGAGCCAUGUAUGCACCAACUGCAGUCCAUCACUGUUUAUGACGGCUGGGUUUCCUGUCUUGUAAGUGUACAUUUCUGCCCACAAAGAAGCAAAGAUUUAUCUUAGCAUAACCAUGUCGACCCGGCUUAGUUACUUCAAGUUUUGAAUGUACAGUCUUCCAGUUCCAAUUUUAAAGUUCUCAAGCUAUUUAUGAAGCUGCACUUCUUUGUACACACAUAAGUCUAUUAACAAUGUUUUAUAUUAAAACAAAUAGCUCACUGUUUUGGAUGUAGAAUUUAAGAUUUGUUAUGAAUUUAACACUCCUCUGGACUACACUGUAAAUAUACUGCUGUAACCACUGUAAAUGAUUGUUCUUCUGACUCAAGCACAAUUUGUAAAGACAAUUUGAGGAAAAAAAAGAUUUAUUUAUCAUAUAAUUGUUGUUGAGAUGUUUCCCCUCUGGGGCCCAUCUGCUGAUCUGAUCAAACACCUAUUUAUAUUUGUGUAAACCAUACUUAAAACAAAAGCUAUGAUAAAGUAAAAUGUACAUUUCAGCUUUCAUAAUAAACACUAAUACUGUUAAUGUCACAAAGAA
This is a messenger RNA of Larimichthys crocea (large yellow croaker), 2643 nucleotides long. RefSeq names its product Ras association domain family member 9 (gene rassf9). Bases 157 to 1470 code for a protein of 437 amino acids. Gene Ontology annotation, biological process: signal transduction. The transcript is spliced from 2 exons. The record is from RefSeq and is a predicted model, not a curated record. NCBI's taxonomy places the organism in Eukaryota, Metazoa, Chordata, Actinopteri, Sciaenidae.